AUGGAAUCACUGCACCAGAAGGAUCAUCAAACCAUUCUUACACGAUUCUCAAAAUACUCGGAACAGAUUCCAGAUGAUCUCAUUACCGAGAUACUCUUGAGAUUACCGUCGAGAUCUAUAGCGAGAUUCCGUUGCGUAUGCAAGUUAUGGGCUUCCACAAUCAGCCGUCAAGAUUUUACAAAGUCCUUCCGGGCGAGAUCUUCUUCUCGACCGCAGAUCUUGUUCGCCUGCGGAAAGAAUAAUCUCAAGUUGUUCUUGUCUUCCUCACCUCAGCCUCAUCAAAAUACAGAUGUGAACUCGUCUUCUAUAGCUGCCAGCUAUCAUAUGAAUUUGCCGUGUGGACGUUUCUAUACAUUAGGACAUAUCGGUUCUUUGGUCUAUGUUAGAGAAGGUAUGUCUUUGUGGAAGAUAUGUAACCCUAGUACUGGACAAUGCUUUACUUUACCAGAAGUGAAGAUACAUAGUUGGAUAAGAACAUUUUUUGGGUAUGAUCCGAUUGAGAAACAAGUCAAGGUAUUGACAAUAACAGGAGAACAUGGAGAAGAUAACCAUCAAGUUCUGACAUUAGAAACUGAUAAAAUGUCUUGGAGAACGAUUGAAUAUGACACACCUCAUUCUCCUAUAUCUGCUGGUGUAUGCAUCAAUGGUGUUUUGUACUACAGAGCUUAUGAGCAUUCCUUGCCCGACCCUUGUAUGAUGAUCGUGUGCUUUGACGUAAGAUCUGAGAAGUACAGCUUUAUUAGAGUUAGGGAAAGUUCCCUUGGAGCAAUGGAACCUGAAACGACAACUCUGAUAAACUACAACGGUCAACUGGCUUCACUUGAGAUGCAAAGAAGUUUUUCUGAAGCAAGUACAAGUUUUGACUUGUGGGUUCCACAAGACUCCGGAAAAGAAGAAUGGUCGAAACAUACUUACAAGUUUCCCAUGUUGAGGAAUGAAGCUAUACACGACACGUUAUACUUUAUUGUAGGUACAAAUGAAAUUGUGUUAAUUCCGAGAAAAGUAUCCGACCCUUUUUAUGUUUUUUACUACAAUCUCGAGAGGAAAACUAGCAGAAGUGUUGAAAUCCGAGGAAUGAAAGAGGUUAAGGGUAAGAAACUUUUCGCUUAUGUAGAUCAUAUAGAGGACUUGAAGCUUAUGUAA
Messenger RNA from Brassica napus (rape), 1143 nucleotides. Its product is annotated as F-box protein DOR-like. NCBI's taxonomy places the organism in Eukaryota, Viridiplantae, Streptophyta, Magnoliopsida, Brassicales, Brassicaceae. Gene Ontology annotation, molecular function: protein binding. The transcript has a single exon. The record is from RefSeq and is a predicted model, not a curated record. The coding region runs from base 1 to 1143 and encodes 380 amino acids.